Molecule: messenger RNA, 465 nt
Organism: Oppia nitens
Lineage: Eukaryota; Metazoa; Arthropoda; Arachnida; Sarcoptiformes; Oppiidae
Exons: 2
Coding region: 1-465 (154 amino acids)
Source: RefSeq, a predicted model, not a curated record
AUGCUACAACCAUGGGCAGUCGGAUCAAUGUCAAGUGUCAAAGGGGCUCAGUUAUAUCAGCCGGUGCUCAAGGCUGACCACGAGUUUCUCGUACAACAUAACAUUGAUUAUCAGCCGGUACUGUAUCCCGGUUUUGCCUGGAGCAAUUGGCACAACACAACCCGUAACGCCCAGCCCCGAUUGCAUGGUGAUUUUAUGUGGCAACAGUUUGUCAAUCUUAGACAACUGGCCAUACCCAGUGCCUAUGUAGCCAUGUUUGACGAGUACGAUGAGGGUACGGCCAUUGCCAAAGCGGCCGAAACCAUAGAGGACAUACCCAGUGACCAGUACUUUCUGACACUGGAUGCCGACGGUGUCCGAGUGUCUGGCGAUUUUUAUCUACGACUUGUCGGUGAUGGCAAUCGUAUGAUCAGCGGACAGAUACCCUUACAGACAACACAUCCAACACCUCAUAUUAAAUCAUAA